Theileria parva strain Muguga is the source of this 330-nucleotide messenger RNA. Its product is annotated as putative integral membrane protein. Bases 1 to 330 code for a protein of 109 amino acids. The record is from RefSeq and is a predicted model, not a curated record. NCBI's taxonomy places the organism in Eukaryota, Apicomplexa, Aconoidasida, Piroplasmida, Theileriidae. The transcript has 3 exons.
AUGGCCCAGACUCCUCCAUUCAAACUUGGAAUUUACGGCCAUGUUGAACAUGUCCUUUUGAAGUUUAAAUCGACCGUCCAAAUUAAAAACAUCCAUGAAGGCUUGAUUUCAUUUUACCAAAAGCUACUCGUUUAUGAUCCAAACUCAUUUUAUAUUCUGUUGACGAGCUCUUUCGCUCUGAUGUUUAUCUUAAUUUUCGCAUAUUAUCGUUUAAUGGAGCUUUCGAAAAGUUACCAAAGUAUUAUUCGCCGGAAAAUCGAAUUUCAGGAGAUUUCUAAGGACAGAAUUAAAAGUUACAUGUUAAAUGUUCUCGAGGACUAUUUCAUCUAA